AUGCUCGCAAUUGGUAUGGAAGGCUCAGCAAAUAAAGUGGGCAUUGGAAUUAUGCUACACCCAAAAGAUGGGGGUGCGCCCAAGGUCCUUGCCAACGUUCGACACACCUACAUUUCCCCGCCAGGCGAAGGCUUCCUGCCCAAAGAUGUAGCACGCCACCACCGAGCCUGGGUUGUCAAAUUAGUCAAGCAGGCACUACGAGAAGCCAAAGUAUCUGUCGCAGAUGUUGACUGUAUUUGCUUUACGAAGGGCCCUGGAAUGGGUGCUCCACUUCAGAGUAUUGCGAUUGCCGCACGAAUGAUGAGUCUUCUUUGGAAGAAACCAUUGAUAGGUGUAAACCACUGCGUUGGACACAUUGAGAUGGGCCGUCUCAUUACAGGCGCCGAUAACCCAGUCGUCCUCUAUGUGUCUGGCGGGAACACACAAGUUAUUGCAUACAGUGCUAAGCGGUAUCGGAUUUUCGGUGAGACACUCGAUAUUGCUGUUGGAAACUGCCUUGACCGAUUUGCGCGCACCCUACACAUCCCCAACGACCCGUUCCCCGGAUACAACAUCGAGCAACUGGCGAAAAAGGGCUUUAGACUGGUGGAUCUUCCAUAUGUGGUCAAAGGGAUGGACUGUUCCUUCUCUGGUAUUCUAGCAGCUGUCGAUGGAUUGGCUGUGUCUUUAGGCCUCAGCGGAGAGGAGCAGGCCAAAGCAGACGACGAGAGAAUCAAUAGCGGCGAAGCAGACAGAGAUCCUGAUGCUAGGCCAACUCGAGCUGAUCUCUGUUUCUCAUUGCAAGAAACGGUAUAUGCGAUGCUGGUUGAGAUCACUGAGAGAGCUAUGGCGCACGUGGGAUCAAAGCAGGUGCUUAUUGUUGGUGGCGUUGGAUCAAAUGAACGUUUACAAGAAAUGAUGGGAACAAUGGCCCGAGACCGUGGAGGCUCGGUCUUUGCAACUGAUGAGCGCUACUGCAUUGAUAACGGGAUCAUGAUUGCCCAGGCUGGUCUAGAGGCAUUCAAGACAGGUUUCCAGACCCCAUUGUCCGAGUCUGCAUGCACUCAACGGUUUCGGACGGACGAGGUCUUCGUCGACUGGAGAGACUAA
Penicillium chermesinum is the source of this 1089-nucleotide messenger RNA. RefSeq names its product O-sialoglycoprotein endopeptidase (gene kae1). Gene Ontology annotation, biological process: tRNA threonylcarbamoyladenosine modification. The transcript has 2 exons. Gene Ontology annotation, cellular component: cytoplasm; EKC/KEOPS complex. NCBI's taxonomy places the organism in Eukaryota, Fungi, Ascomycota, Eurotiomycetes, Eurotiales, Aspergillaceae. The coding region runs from base 1 to 1089 and encodes 362 amino acids. The record is from RefSeq and is a predicted model, not a curated record.